CAUGGCGGCCACCACGAUGUCCCUGCUGCGGGCCCUGCGCUCCUGUCCGAUCGCACGGCCGGGGAGCUGCCGGACAGGGUCCCCCCUAUUGCACUGGCCCCCGCCAUGGAAAAAAGCGUUCCACGCCGCCCCCGCGCUGUCCACCGCCGCCCCCAGCAAGGAGCAGCUCCAGACCCUGCGCCGGAGAACGGGCUACUCGUUUGUCAACUGCAAGAAAGCCCUGGAAGCGUGCGGCGGGGACCUCCAGCAGGCAGAGAGUUGGCUCCACAAGCAGGCCCAGAAGGAGGGCUGGAGCAAAGCUGCGAAACUCAGUGGGAGGAAAACAAAGGAAGGUCUGAUCGGGCUACUGCAGGAAGGAAACACAGCCGUGUUAGUAGAGGUAAAUUGUGAGACCGAUUUUGUUUCCAGAAAUUUAAAAUUUCAAGAGUUGGUCCAGCAGGUCGCCCUUGGAACCAUGUUGUAUUGUAGGAGCCUAAAGGAUCAACUCUCCACAUACAAGAAAGGCUUCUUAAAUUCCUCUGAGCUCUCUGAACUUCCAGCUGGGUCUGAGAGAGAAGGGUCACUCAAGGAUCAGCUGACUUUAGCCAUUGGGAAAUUGGGAGAAAACAUGACUCUGAAGCGAGCGGCCUGGGUGAGCGUGCCAGCUGGGUUCUACAUCGGUUCCUAUGUCCAUGGAGCGGAGCAGAGCCCCUCACUCUGCAAUCUGGUGCUGGGGAAAUACGGGGCACUGGUGGUCUGUGAGGCAGCCGAGCAGAAAGCCAACCUGGAAGAUGUUGGCCGACGUCUAGGCCAGCAUGUGGUGGGCAUGGCCCCUCUCUCGGUUGGCUCCCUGGACGACGUGCCUGGGGACGAGUCUGAAACCAAAAUGCUGUCCCAGCCGUAUUUGCUGGACCCUUCCAUCACGCUCGGGCAAUAUGUGCAACCCCAAGGGGUGUCUGUAGUGGACUUUGUGCGAUUUGAGUGUGGAGAAGGUGAAGAGACAGCAGAGGCUGAAUAGAGACUCGGGCCCACGAGAAAGUGCUUGAACUAAGCUCUGGACAUCAUUACAUUUCGAAAAGAGUUAGGUCCUAAACCUCUUCAAACCCAAAAUGGUGUUUCUCAUUUUUGAGUUUAUAAUAAAAUUAAAAGCAUCAUAAAUAAAAAUAUUAAAUAAAAUAGUAUAAUAAAGUGA
Molecule: messenger RNA, 1171 nt
Organism: Suncus etruscus (white-toothed pygmy shrew)
Lineage: Eukaryota; Metazoa; Chordata; Mammalia; Eulipotyphla; Soricidae
Gene: TSFM
Product: Ts translation elongation factor, mitochondrial
Exons: 6
Coding region: 2-997 (331 amino acids)
Biological process (GO): mitochondrial translational elongation
Cellular component (GO): mitochondrial matrix
Molecular function (GO): translation elongation factor activity; protein binding
Source: RefSeq, a predicted model, not a curated record